UUUAUAAAUAAAUUUGGACUUCUAUUUGUUCCUUAAACCCAAUUCUCAGAAAUCAAACACCACCGCACAAAAAAGAAAGAAACUCUUUUGCUUCUUUCUUCUUCUUCUUCUUCUUCUUCCCCUUCCGUUUGUUUCUACAGAGAUGGAGUUUGUGCCAAAUCCGUGUCCUCUGAGGUCCUCUCUGUUCGGUUCCUUCGGGGAUCUCGUCGAGAGGAUCAAGCAAAUUGGAACCCUCGCUGUUUCUGCCGUCAUUGGCAACAUCUUCUCUGCGAUCUUGACCUUCUGCUUCGCAUUAGUUGGGACUUUGUUGGGGGCUAUGACUGGAGCUUUGAUAGGACAAGAGACUGAGAGUGGCUUCAUUAGAGGUGCUGCUGUUGGUGCCAUCUCAGGAGCUGUUUUCUCCAUUGAAGUCUUUGAAUCCUCUCUUGUUCUUUGGCAAUCUGAUGAGUCUGGAAUUGGGUGUCUCUUGUACCUGAUUGAUGUUAUUGCUAGCUUAGUGAGUGGGAGACUUGUUCGUGAGAGGAUAGGUCCAGCAAUGUUGAGUGCAGUUCAGAGUCAGAUGGGUGCUGUUGAAACCGGUUUUGAUGAAGUUCAAAACAUCUUUGACACUGGUGGUUCAAAAGGCUUAUCUGGAGAUUUGGUCGAAAAAAUCCCAAUAAUCAAAAUUACUAGUGACAACAAUGUUGAUGCUUCUGGUGAAAGAGCGUCUUGUUCAGUUUGCCUCCAGGACUUUCAGCUGGGAGAGUCAGUUAGAAGCUUGCCCCAUUGUCAUCACAUGUUUCACCUACCCUGCAUAGACAAGUGGCUGUUUAGACAUGGUUCUUGUCCAUUAUGCAGAAGGGAUCUGUAAUUUUUGUAUAUGUCACAUACCGUAAAAAAGGUUCUUUCUUUUUGUUUAUGUUUUUUUCCCUCCCUUUUUGUUUAUAUGCUUAUUUAAUUCUAGUUCUAGGACUAAUACUCGGUUAAUUCUAGUGGGGGCUUUGCAGUUAUGAGUGGUAUCAUCAUUGUACUAAACUAGUGUAAAGAAAAUUUUGAGAUAAAUUUUACCUUUUUGUA
This is a messenger RNA of Arachis duranensis, 1056 nucleotides long. Its product is annotated as NEP1-interacting protein 1. Lineage: Eukaryota; Viridiplantae; Streptophyta; Magnoliopsida; Fabales; Fabaceae. The record is from RefSeq and is a predicted model, not a curated record. The coding region runs from base 143 to 850 and encodes 235 amino acids. The transcript has 5 exons.